UAGGAAACAGAUACAUGUCUUGAUGAAAAACUUAUUAGCAUGUAGCUCAAAGAAAACACUCUAUGAAGGUCUAAGAGAUUGAUUUAGAGGAAUCUAUACAUUGUUUCAUAUUAAGACGUUUAGAUGUGAAUCAUUACCGAAACUCGGUUAUUAUUUCGCUGCUGUGCACGGUUAUGAAUAUUGAAUGUUGAAAUUCUACAUAAUGUUUUCUGUUAAUAAUGAUAUAUAAGAAAGUCUAAGCCUGUUAGACAUAAUCCAAUGGGAUUCUUACUUCUGACUAAUUAAAAGUUGUGAUCUGCUGACAUGGGCUGAACAGGAUCACCAAGCCCGGAGCUGAAGAAGAUUAUUGUUUAGUAGAAAUGUUGAUGGUUAAAGAAAACGAGACAGUCGUGAACAAAGAGACUAUAGUCUCCUUGGUCGUGAAUUAUGAUCACCGUGAAGCUCGAACAUAGUCGAGACCACAGGGGUCAUGUGAGCGACUAGAUCGCCGCGGCCCUAAACAACAACAAAACGUGGGCUCACUGCUAAUAACAUGCUUGCUAAGAACCGUGGUGUUGGAAUGUUGCUUGCCAGCAUAGGAAGCAGAGCACCAAAUGAAACUAAAGGGAAGGAUGGAAAUUCCUCUGCAGAAGUUAAUAUACAAAAAACAACCAAGAGAAACUACCAAGAUGAUGGUGCAUCUGGCUCCAGAUAUGUGUCCAGUUGGGCAUCCAUGAAACAGUACGACGACGAUCACGACAAACAGUGGUUUAAAGAUCAAAAUGCUGAACUAGCUGAAUUGUAUGGUGGUGAUUUCAUUUAUACUAAGUACCUGGACUCUCAGCCUGGCAAAAUUGGGUACUACUGUGAGAUUUGCUUUGCAGAAAUGACUGCAAAGAGCUCUCUGGAACUUCACUGCCUUGGAAUGAAGCAUCUGAAGAAAAAGGCCAUGUGGGAGAAAAUGAAAGGGAAGGAUGGAAAUUCCUCUGCAGAAGUUAAUAUACAAAAAACAACCAAGAGAAACUACCAAGAUGAUGGUGCAUCUGGCUCCAGAUAUGUGUCCAGUUGGGCAUCCAUGAAACAGUACGACGACGAUCACGACAGACAGUGGUUUGAAGAUCAAAACGCUGAACUAGCUGAAUUGUAUGGUGGUGAUUUCAUUUAUACUAAGUACCUGGACUCUCAGCCUGGCAAAAUUGGGUACUACUGUGAGCUUUGCUUUGCAGAAAAUAAUGCAAGGAGCUCUCUGGAACUUCACUGCCUUGGAAUGAAGCAUCUGAAGAAAAAGGCCAUGUGGGAGAAAAUGAAAGUACGUGAUGAGGAUGGAAUUAAGCCUGAAAGAGGCCCCCCCAAACCCCCUCACAAAGUAGCCCGCCAAGGCCCGUCCUCUCAUCCACCCCGUCACCAGCCCUCACCUCAUGGCAGGCAUAACAGAGGACCGUCACCAGUGGAACCCAGCCCCCGCAUGAGGGGAUCAUCCUACCGGGAACCACCACCUCCAGAGUUCAGGAACAAUAAUGAUCACUAUGGAAGAAGAGAUGGCUAUGACCGAGAUCCAGAUAAUUACUAUAAUGAUUACUACAGGAAAGAGCCAAUGCCUUACAGACCUCCUUAUGAUGAAGUUUCAGAAUUUCCCUAUGAGAGGAGAAGCCCACAUGGACCAAGGGACUUCAGGCAUUCUCCUGGUCCAGAUAGGAGAGACAUUAGGGACCAGUAUUCUCGUGAGCGUUACAGUCCUUACAACCCCCGUGAGGCCCCACCACCUCCAGUAAUCAGUGGCCCAGAUAGACUGGGACCAGGAAACCAUUCACAGUUUGAUACUUCACCAGCACUCUUUGCUGGGAUCUCUGAUGGCUCCUGCAGUGAAAUUCUGAAGAGACUGGCUGUUUGCAGAGUUAAAAAUGUCGAAGACACUGCCCUUGCUACAAAUGUUGCCACUUUCCUUCUGUCAUCAUUGACAGAGUACUACAGCAGGACUGGCCCAUCCAGUGUUGUGCAAGUAUUAGAAGAGAUGAAUGCCAAAAUGAACAUAAUGAAGGACUUGCUCAAGCUCACCUCUCGUCGCUAAUAAAAUUCAAGAGGCUCCUUUCUUCACUGAACACACGUACUGCUUGACUAAGGAGUUACACUCAUUGAGAAUGAGGCCAGGAACAUAGUGGAGAUCAAGCAACAUGACGCAACACAAGUGACAGUGUAAAUUAGCCUGACCAUCUACAAUGGAGCGACGUGACUGUUUACGAUAACUUGCAGUCAGAAACAACCAAAAGUAAAUGUUGAUGCCUGAUAUUCUGAGGUGAUUGACAAGACCACACGAGCUUACUUUACUGCUGAUUGAUGUAGGGCAAUGUGAGUGGCAUGAUGUGCAUCUAAGGUGUUGGUAUUGCAUAGUUUCAAGUUUUAGGACAACUGGUUUUGUGAAGAGUGUAAAAUAUGUAGGAUGAGCACCAGCUUUAGUCAACAACUUUUAGGACACAUUAAAAAAAUACAAUGCACAUGUAUUGGACUUAGCGCUGUGCAUUUUGCUAUAUUUUCUCUUUCUUUCUCUCUGACACCCGUUUCUCUUGCCCCUUUUAUAAAAUGUGGGGAAAGGGAAGGGAAGAGAAGCAAGCAAGGAAACUACAUCACCAGGUGGAAUAGGGCAAUGGGGGAGUGUGAAUCCAUUGAGGCAUAAGGGAGGGAGGAAGGAAAAACUGAGAAAAAGAUGAGCACCAGGAGAAGUGUCAACCAUACACCCAUGAACACACAGUUCUUGCUUGGUGAGUUUGCUCUUUGCAAUGCAAUAUAUUGACUAUAUUCUUGCAAAUUAGAAAAACUACCUGCACUGUGCACUGAAGAAAGUUGUCUUUGAAAUGCAUUCAAGCCCUUAAUCAUGAUAAAGAAGUGUUUGUAUAAUUGUCCCAUCUAGGGGAAGACAUUCACAAAAAUUAUCUCACAUUGUGAGGCAAUAAAUCCUAAAUAAAGUGUCCAUCCCUAGCUUUAACAGGAUUGACUUACUACAAAGGUGUAACUUAGAUCUAUACAUAAAUAUCAUCAGGAAAAUUAUGCCACACUAGAUCAUUAUGCAAAAGUUGGCCUGAUGGCUGGGUUACUUUGGCAACAUAAAUAUAUUUGACUUGGAACUGAUAACUUUAAUUCAUUUUUAUCUUGCAUUACUGACAGGUAUGCAGAUGAACAGUUGGCUUAAUUUCCCUUAUACCAUUUAUAAAUUUGCUUUUAUUCUACUGUGCACAAAUGGCAAUUUUAGUUUCAUUGCUCCUGAUCAUGAUGACUGCACUUACAUACUAUUAACAUCUAUCAGUGGUUAGUAAUUUCAGUAAUUUCUGUAACCAGCAGUGUGUAGGAUUACAAUAUAUUAGUGUUUCGUGCCGGCAAUCACGCUCGUUAAGUUGUAAGAUUGAACAGGCAAUAGCACAGGUAUUCAGGAAUGUGUUGGGGCCGCUGUGUGGACGUAUCAUAACCUCAGCACAAUAAAUCAAUCUUGGCAGUCAA
Eriocheir sinensis (Chinese mitten crab) is the source of this 3468-nucleotide messenger RNA. RefSeq lists its product as uncharacterized. The transcript is spliced from 17 exons. The coding region runs from base 533 to 2047 and encodes 504 amino acids. The record is from RefSeq and is a predicted model, not a curated record. Lineage: Eukaryota; Metazoa; Arthropoda; Malacostraca; Decapoda; Varunidae.